Molecule: messenger RNA, 541 nt
Organism: Sinocyclocheilus anshuiensis
Lineage: Eukaryota; Metazoa; Chordata; Actinopteri; Cypriniformes; Cyprinidae
Product: tight junction protein ZO-2-like
Exons: 1
Source: RefSeq, a predicted model, not a curated record
AGCUAUUAUCCCGAGGACAACCGCAGCGUUCACAGUGACCCAGACUCUGAUUAUCCUCGGGGAAACGGCGGCCUGGGCUACCCCCGCGACAGAGAGCAUGACCGCAGUCUCGAAAAGAGCCGGAUAGACUACCUGGAGCCGGAUUACCGCAGCCAAGACAAUGACUCCCGGCGGGAAAGGAGCAGAGGCAGGAGCGCGGAGAGGUCGCCCAGCUCUGACAGUGGCUACCGCAGGGACGGCAGCCGGGGCCGGACGCUGGAGCACGGAUCCAGCCCGGAGCCUCGCUAUCACAGGCAGCACAGUAGAGGCCGCGGCGGAGGAGGAAGCCCUGCCGGAAGCUACGGGAGGGACCAGGGCUAUGACACGCGGAGGUAUGACACUCGUUCGGAUGACAGGAUGAUCAGGAGUCACAGCAGGGACCGGCUGCAGGAUCGCUCACCGUCACCCAGCAAAGAGAAAGACAGAGGAAGAGACCGGUACAACUAUGAGCCCCUGGAGCCGCCCAUCAAUGUCAUGCUGGUGAAAAACAAGCCCAAUGAAG